Vitis riparia (riverbank grape) is the source of this 1115-nucleotide messenger RNA. Its product is annotated as histidine-containing phosphotransfer protein 1-like. Gene Ontology annotation, molecular function: histidine phosphotransfer kinase activity; protein histidine kinase binding. Lineage: Eukaryota; Viridiplantae; Streptophyta; Magnoliopsida; Vitales; Vitaceae. Gene Ontology annotation, cellular component: nucleus; cytoplasm. Gene Ontology annotation, biological process: phosphorylation; cytokinin-activated signaling pathway; phosphorelay signal transduction system. The transcript is spliced from 6 exons. The record is from RefSeq and is a predicted model, not a curated record. Bases 6 to 563 code for a protein of 185 amino acids.
GGGUGAUGUCAGUUGAUGGCGGGAUUUUCUUUUCUGAGAUUUUCCCAGCAACCAAACAGAGUGUUAACAGGAAGUGUUAUUCCAUGAUUUUCUCUAUUGCAGAUAAAACUGAAUUGAACAUGGACAUAGCGAGACGUCAGGCUCGGAUCAAUCAGCUUGUGAGGGAGAUGCUUGUUGAGGGACUUUUGAAUGAUCAUUUCCAACUAGUUCAAGCAAUACGAGUGGCCGGUGAUUUUCAGUUUGUUGCAAAAAUGAUCCUCCUUUACUGCACUCAAAUUAGGACGAACAUCAGAGCUAUUGCCAACUAUCUGACAGAACCUAACAUUGACUAUGCAGGAGCGGCUGUUUGUGCUGGCCACCUUGGAAUAUGUAGUUGUGGUAUUGGAGCCCAAUCCAUACAACAUGCUUGUCGUCUCUUUAUGCAGGCCUGUGCACAUAGAUCUAGGGAUCAAUGUGUGGGAGUGUUCUACAUGUUGCAUGGUGAAUGUUCUCGUCUUCUCCCCAAAUUCAUGGAAGUCCUCCAGCUGGAGAUGCAAAUAUUGUAUCUUAGACGGCAGAUCUAGCAUUUUGCAUGUUCAUUGAAGCCUCAACCGAGUCUCUAAGGUGCUGGAUUUAACACUAAUGAGGCCCACAACUCUCGUACCAAUUCUGGAGAAUAUGACUUCUAACUGGCCGAAUUGUCCAAUGAAUAGCAGACCUUCUGUUCAGAAUAUAAUUCAUACUAACAUCAACCGCUGCCGAGCCUUCUCUUAGAUGAUCCUUUCUUGUUCUUUUGAUCCUUUUCUUAUUACUCCUGCUGCCAUUGAUACUAGCCACCACAAUAUUUUUAAUGAAAUCUUUGAUCUUUCCCUGGACAUUUUGACGUGUUCAGGAUCCUGAACUCAAGUGCCCCAGAUAUAAGUACAGUUUCAUUGGCUUUUGAAGAUCACCCAGCAGGUACAUAUGCAUUCCUUUUAAGAACAGUGGAUUCAAUGGUUCAUACUCACAUGCCUUACAGCUUUGUGCAGCCCAUUGAAUUUGUUGUUUUGCUACCAUUUUGUAUAUCAAUCCCUGGAGAGAACUAGAUCAUAUGCAAGCUAAUGUGUUUCUUGUGAAAGUGAAAUAGAAAAAUUAUA